AUGCCAUCUUCAAAGCCAUUGGAGGAGUUCUACAAUGUCAAGAAGCUUCUAGGUGCAUUUACAGAUGCUAUCGAAGCCUUCGAGAAAACUCACAUUCUUCAUGGCGAUGCUAGUCCUGGAAAUAUUCUGAUUGGUGAAAAUGGUCGCGGGCUUCUGAUGGACUGGGAUAUAACUCCGGAAGCCAGGGGCGUUGAUCCCAAUGCCACUCGUUUAGUUCCUGCAGACCCUGCCCUCCCAGCUGCUGUUAAAAGUGCGCUCGACAUCAACGCGGAGGGACCAUUCUAUAGAAUCACCAUCAAGGCAAUGUCUUUUAUUAUUGCGGCGCCACAGUUUAUGGCAACUGCCUCGCCGACUGGACGCUCAACACGCACAUUCAAAGCCUAUGACAUGCAAACUAAAAAAUAUGUGUUCAUGAAAGACAGCUGGCGGAUUCUUUCGCGUUCUCUGAAACCCGAGCAUGAAACAUAUGCUACUUUAGCUGCCGCUGGAGUCCACCAUAUACCAACAGUGCUUACAUACGAUGACAUGGACCUUCAGGAGACGAAAACCUGCCUAGAUGUCAAAAAAGAUACCAAGCGUGGAGAUCGUCCUGAUAAGUUCCGGAGUUUUAGGCAUUAUCGAUUAGUCCUCAAUGAAUAUGCAAAACCUCUCGAAGAAUUCAAGGAUAUGAAAGAGCUUCUCACUGUGUUUUCUGACACGAUCCAAGCUUACCAUGAGGCGUGCGAGCUGGGCCAUAUACUUCAUCGUGACGUCAGUGCAGGGAACGUCAUGAUUGAUGACGAUGGGCAUGGUCUCCUGGUGGAUUGGGAUUUGUCGAAGUCUACCAAGUUGCCCAUUGAGCAAAGUGAGGGGCCUAGCCUGCCUGAGCGUACGGGAACUUGGCAAUUCAUUGCCUAUCGCCUUGUUGCUGAAAGUGGGCCCAACGACACUCUUCCGAAGCCAUUACACAAUAAGGACGAUGAUCUGGAAUCCUUCUGGCACGUCUUGUUCUGGACAGCUCUUAGACGUGCCGAACAUGACAAAGAAACGGAACACAUCAAACAUAUUCUAUUCGACGUGUACGAUAGGAGACGCAUUCUUGCAGAUUCUAAAUACACACCAAGUGUUACAAAGAAGUAUAUCUUACGCCAGAGCCAGUACAUCACCAGUGAAUUCCAAUUCACCUCUUCCCCUCUUGCCACCACUCUUGAGAAUUAUCUCGCUGUGAUCAACAAAAGAUAUAUUAUCACUGAAGCUUCAAAGCAGCUACUUGUGUCAUGGAGAGAUGCCUUCUUAAAACAGAACAAUGAAGCUGCAACAGACGAACAAAUUGGCUUACAUUUGUUGUCAAAGAUUUACUCUCACAACAUGAAAACGAAGGAUCUCAAUGACAGGAUUGCUUUAAUUGAUCCGAACGAAUUCUUGCUUUCGCUUCAACCCAACUGGGCAGCAAAACUUUUGGAGGACGUGUUUUCAACUACCGAUGUCAGUCAACGGAAUCACGGGGGCUCCAACCAGCGUCGGCUUGAGUUAUUGACUUAUCAAAAAAGCUCGAUGCAAAAACGCAGAUCGGAAUCUCAGUAUUCUGCUAUGUCGAGCGAGAACGAUGAUGAACGUGACGGAAAGCCACGUAACAAAAGGGCGCGCAAGACACCAGCGCUUUCGAGUAUCAACGAAGAGGGAGGCAAAUUUGGUAACCCUGUAUAG
Messenger RNA from Psilocybe cubensis, 1686 nucleotides. RefSeq lists its product as uncharacterized. Gene Ontology annotation, biological process: protein phosphorylation. Gene Ontology annotation, molecular function: ATP binding; protein kinase activity. The coding region runs from base 1 to 1686 and encodes 561 amino acids. The record is from RefSeq and is a predicted model, not a curated record. The transcript is spliced from 4 exons. NCBI's taxonomy places the organism in Eukaryota, Fungi, Basidiomycota, Agaricomycetes, Agaricales, Agrocybaceae.